AUGUUAGGACGACUGGACCCGGAUCCUGAUCUCGAAUUCCUCGACUGCAACCAGCUCGAGUCUGCCAACAGCCCGGGGGUCUUCUUGACCGAGGACUUUGCAAUCGACGGUCCCCAGUUUCUGGGAGCCUUUGGAUCACCAAUUGCAACCCACAAGAGCCCUCUUCCAGCCAGAGCGUCUCUACUGGACACCAAGGUGACGUCGUUACCCGCCCCAUCGACAGUAUCCCCCGCUGGAUCAUACCAGGAUUCGUCUCCCGAUUCUUCUAGAUACAAGCGGAAGUCGAGUUCGGAUUCGUCGCGGUCGGCGUUGACCAGCUGUGACACCAUGAUGGCAGACGACACGGAUAUGGGGGAUUGGAAGGUGGACGAUAUCAUGCGAGGAAACGAUGGACCAAGCUUUGGUGGAUAUGAUGGGACCAUCAAUCCCCUAGUCAUGGAUACCAAUUUUGAUUUCAGCGACAAAGCGAUGGAGAAUGAUUUUGACUUCGAGAGCGCUUCUAGUAGCUCAAGUCCCUUCGGAAUUGAGCCAGCGGAUAUGGACUCGCCAGGAAAGCCAACGAUUAAAUGUGACACCCCUCGAAAGAAGUCUCCGCCUCUGAAAAACAAAUUUAUGAACCAUAACAAGGUGAACUCACAACACUCUAUGACUCAAUCCAUGAACGGCCUCACAACUGCGGGUUCCAGGGAGACUUCACCACUGUCAGCCAUGGUGGCAAGUCAAUCACCUUCACCUUCAGCAUUCUUCAACAACUCGCCGUCUCCUAGCACGGGUCCUGACUACCCUAAUGGGAAUAUGCUCAAUGGAGGGGUUGCUAAUGCAGCGUGGCCAACAAACUUUGAAUUUCCACACAACGGGAUACCCACCCCGCAUCAUGGGCUCCCAAACAUGUCUAUACCGAUGGCAGUCCCACCAGUCUUUCGGGGUCUGGGCCCUCCUUACAUAUUGAUGAUACACCCUACGCCUUUAAAAUCCCGCGUCGAGACCCAGAUUCCGAUAAAGUUGUCGCUCUUUCCCAUGCCCAUUGGUAUCAAAAAACUUCAUCUUCCAACAUACACUAUCUCGAAACCCAAACUCCUUGCUAAACCGACCCCUGAACGAUCCCCGGAUACGCUGGAGCUGUACACUACGCUGGUCUGCACCAGUGCCAUGCAAAACCCAGAACAUAGGCGGCGUGCAUUGGCAAGAGCUGCGGCAAAAGAAUUUGGUCGGGAAGAGGCUCCAGCCGAAAAUGCAGAUGAGGAUGACGAGAAUAAGCCGUUGAACGGCGGAGAUGUUAAGAUCUGUGGAGGCUGUAUAACUCGAGAGCGGAAGCGAGCAGCACGCAAGAAGGUCAAAAAGGUGGAAGAGGAGGAAUCCUGGCACAAGGACGAGGCUAAGCGUGUCGUGGUCUUCAACACUCAUGAGAUCAAGGAAUGGCAGGCUCCUUCAAGUCAGUCUUCAGAAACAAACUCGGAUCGACCCGAGCCCUUCGUCCCCGAAGGUGCUAUGCAAGUCGAUGCGCCCAUGCGAAUUGCAUGUUACUGUCGGCAUCAAAAUGAAAAGCUUGGAUUCCAAGUGAUAUUUACUAUCAAGGAUUAUCAAGACAAUUUGAUUGCUCAGGAGAUUACCAAUCCAAUCAUGAUCACCGAUGAUCACAAGACGCACAACAUGCCUCUUACGACACAAAAUUCCACCGGCUCUGACGGUCCUAUGUUCGCAGGAUCUGGGGCCUUCCCCACCGAUGCUACCUUCAAUAUGCCUGGUGCAGUUGAUACCAUCGCUCCUUUCCGCGUUUCGCAUUCGAGCUCAGAUUUGCAGAGCAUGCGAGCAAAUUUCAAUAUGCAAUUCCACAGCCCCUUGGACGUUACUACGCCUUCUCAUACCUCACAGGCAACUUCAACAACAUUGACGCCUCGCAGCUUAUCUCGGCAAACCUCGCCAUCAGCCUCCUCUGGACCAACCUCAAAGAAGAGGAAAGCUAGCGGAUCGAACAAGGUUCCCAGCGGACUCGCUAUGACGAGGUUAGAGACAUCCGAUACUGGCGCUGGGCAAGUGUCCGCGUCUGCUCCUAUGAGUACCACGACUGUACCUUCGCCUUACACUCCCAACCUCACUUCAUUCCCUCUACCAGCGGACCAGCAGUUCGGCGCAUCCGCGGCCGUACAAUCCAUUCCCCCGCAAUUUAAUAACGGCCCUCCAACUCCGAAUAGCAACGAUCAGUUCUUCUCCAACGCCAACAGAUCUCAGUCCAUGGAGAAUAUAGCGAUACAGCACCAGAUGUUCUCCGCUCCAGCUUCAGCUCAUCCCAGUCGCGCCCCAAGCCCAAGUGGCUUAAGAAACAGUGUGCAAGCGUAUCAGCAGCAACAAGCCCAGAUUGCCCAAGCGGUAGCUAAUGGGUUAUACGGCAUGCCUCUGGGCCUUAACCCUCAUCGACCACCAACAAUACACAAACUUAUUCCUAAUGAAGGUCCUAAAGCUGGUGGGAUUGAGGUCACUUGUUUGGGCAGCGGAUUCUGUCAAGGGUUGGAGGUGAUGUUUGGCGAUGCCAAGGCCACGACGACUACCUUCUGGGGUGAGACGUCACUUGUUUGCCUUCUACCACCAUCUGCCUUCGCCGGCACUGUUCCUGUGACGUUCAAACACCAACACCUGCAACAAACCAUGCAGCCUCACUUUACACCUCCUAUCCCGAAACAGCAGGCAUACUUCAAGUAUGUAGAUGAUGAUGAGCAGCAGAUCAUCCGAACUGCAUUAGCCGUACUAGGGCACAAGAUGACCGGGAAAAUGGAGGACGUUCGUGACCUUGCGAGGAGAAUUGUCGGAGAUGGGCCUUCUUCAUGGGGAGUUUCUACAGCCCAGUCGCCGAACGGGGCUCCACAGAAUCAGAACGUCACCAAUUUCAGCCCGUCAACUUUUGGCGUCGAUGUCGAAGCGACUCUUCUGAGGUGUCUGGAUCUUAUCGAUCUCGAUGAUAGCCCCAAUAUGCCUCGUCUCAACUUGAGAAGAGCGUCUGGCCAAACUAUGCUCCACUUGGCCUGCUCUCUUGGUCUCAAUCGAUUCGUCGCUGCGUUACUCGCACGGGGUGCCAAUCCAGAGCCACGUGACAAGGGUGGCUUCACACCAAUGCAUUUUGCAGCGCUUCAUAACCACCCACAAAUCGUGAGGCGUCUCAUGUUGAGCGGUGCGGAUCCUACGGUCCGAAGUCUCCAAGGCUACACACCCGCGGAUAUGACAACUUCCGAGGAAGUCAUCCGUGCAGCUCGCCGCGCCGAGCACCACCACAGAACGCGUAGCGGCUCAUCAUUGAAGAGCCGAACCAGCAGCGCCACAUCCUUACGAUCGGUAUGGGGUUCAGCGUCAACCCCAGCUCCUGUCAGCCCUGAGUCUACUAGCGAUGACAGUGACGACGAUAACCAAUAUGAGGAUGAAGAUGCGGAUACGGCAAACGACGGUGGAUUCUGGAUGCGAUCUACUAGGCGCGCCAGCGCUCAGAAACCGCAGAGGGAACCAGUUGCUGAUGAGAAGGAUCCAGUCUUGCCAGCAGAGAUGGGAUCCACGGAAACCCCUGCAUCUCCGUCGGCUACCAUGACUGCAUUCCGGGAACAGCUGGCUGCUCAAAUCCAGCACCUGCAACAAUCAAUGCAUCUCAAUCUUCCAAACCUACCACACCUACCACAAAUGCCAACACUUGCCCUCAUGCCCAACCUUCCAGACUACCAAGCUUAUCUCCCGACUGCUCCCAUGGUCCGCCGUAUCAGCAAUCUGGUGGGCAAUAAUCGUGGUGAAGGUGCCGCCAAAGAGCAGGAUUACAAAUGGUGGGAUCUCUUCUCCGGGAGCGUGCCGGCUGCACCACCUGCAUAUGAAGAUAUCUUCCCUCAAGACGAUGCCGAUAUCGACACGAAACGAUCAUCCGCCGCCCAAGCAGCCGCUGAUACAGUCGCGGACAACAAAUGCGCCGAGCUCUUCGACCAAGCCGAGAGUAGUUCGACCGCUAGUCAGAAACUCCCCGUGAAGCUAGACACCGUCCGCAUCGGCCUGAAGCACGGCAUCACUCGGGAGCAACAAGAUCAACUGCGGCUGGCGCACGCCGAGAAGGUGAAGAGGCUAAGCCGUGACCGGAAUCUAUUCUUCAUCUGGAUUCCCCUCCUGAUAGUCAUCAGUCUCGCCAUGCUCUACAACCGUAUCCCCAAGCUCUGGGCCGGCGCCUCCGCCUUCCUCCGCUCGAUACGCAAUGGCGCCGUUGACCAGGCGCGCUUCGUCGAGGUCCAAUAG
Messenger RNA from Amorphotheca resinae ATCC 22711, 4254 nucleotides. RefSeq lists its product as hypothetical. The transcript has 3 exons. Gene Ontology annotation, cellular component: nucleus. Gene Ontology annotation, molecular function: protein binding; double-stranded DNA binding; transcription coregulator activity. The record is from RefSeq and is a predicted model, not a curated record. NCBI's taxonomy places the organism in Eukaryota, Fungi, Ascomycota, Leotiomycetes, Helotiales, Amorphothecaceae. The coding region runs from base 1 to 4254 and encodes 1417 amino acids. Gene Ontology annotation, biological process: regulation of transcription by RNA polymerase II.